Molecule: messenger RNA, 416 nt
Organism: Calliphora vicina (urban bluebottle blowfly)
Lineage: Eukaryota; Metazoa; Arthropoda; Insecta; Diptera; Calliphoridae
Product: neuropeptide SIFamide-like
Exons: 2
Coding region: 103-327 (74 amino acids)
Source: RefSeq, a predicted model, not a curated record
UAUUUCUGUGAGAAUUUAGUAUAAAAGCCUGGCCAACAGCCAACAAAAUCAUCAGUUUAUGUUUGCAUCUACAGCCCAACACAUCUUAAGGAUACUCUCAAAAUGUUUGCUCUACGUUUCUCGGUCUGUUUCAUUGUCAUUGCCUUUAUUAUGGCCGUGGUCAUGUUGAACACCAGUGAAGCCGCCUACCGCAAGCCCCCCUUUAAUGGCAGCAUUUUUGGCAAACGUAAUAGUGUGGAAUAUGACAAUGCCAAGGCCGUUACCGCCAUGUGUGAGAUAGCCAUGGAGGCUUGCCAGUCAUGGUUCCCCCAACCAGAAAACAAAUAAGAAGUUUACCAUACAGAAUGAACCUUUGGCUAACGAUAUAUUCUAAAUAAACUUGUAAUUAAUUUUUAUAUUUAUCUAAUUUAUAUAUU